Molecule: messenger RNA, 618 nt
Organism: Meloidogyne enterolobii
Lineage: Eukaryota; Metazoa; Nematoda; Chromadorea; Rhabditida; Meloidogynidae
Source: the annotation of a GenBank genome assembly
AUGCACAAGGAUCACGAUGUUAUAAUGUGCUCAGAUUUUGCUUCGCAUAAGGACCGUGAAGAGGCUGCUAAUCUUAUAGCUGAUGCUGCUUACAGAGCUCGCUCUCACGUUGAAAAAAUUAAUGGAAUUCAUGAACAGUUUAAUCGUGGAUUUGACUCUAUUAAACAGAAAUUGCAAAACAAUCUUGAACCUUUUGAAGCUUUUCAUCUUGAAUGUUACGACAGUGAGUCCCACCAUUUAAAAGAAGAAUUGGAAGAGAAAGUGCGUAAAGCUAAACAAUUGGGUGACCGUUUUUCAAUGACUUAUUCUGAACUUGAGAAAAUUGCAAAAAGUGCAAAUCGUUAUUUCAAUUCAAUCAAUUCCGCUCCCGAUUUUGAUCAUCAAAAACGUGCUUGUUCUUUCUUUUUGGAUGACGCUGGACCUUCAACUUCUACAAAUAUGUUGACUCCAUUUAUGCUUUCUAAUACUUUUGCCUACAAUUCGGAUAGAAAUCAGCGUCAACAAAAACGUAAACCUCGACAACGCCACUUAAAUUCUCCACGUAUUGAUCCUCGACUUGUUUUGCGUGCUAAUCCUCCUGUUUCUGAUGAUUCUACAAAUAUUUUGGAAUUGAGUUAA